Effrenium voratum is the source of this 198-nucleotide messenger RNA. The record is from the annotation of a GenBank genome assembly. Lineage: Eukaryota; Dinophyceae; Suessiales; Symbiodiniaceae.
AUGGCUUUCCGGUGGCCAGGAUCCCGCGUUGUGCAGACCCACGGUGAAUGCCAGCUGGCCAUCCACAUCAGGCUGGACCUGCGAGUACUACCGGCAGCAGGGCUUAUGUGGCAAGCUGAACGGCGAGGUCAAGGAAAUCCGACAGUCUGCAAGGGGGCCCUUUCACAACUGGCCCGAAAAGAAUUGCUGUGGCUGUGA